Lampris incognitus (smalleye Pacific opah) is the source of this 2667-nucleotide messenger RNA. RefSeq names its product vitronectin a (gene vtna). The transcript has 8 exons. The record is from RefSeq and is a predicted model, not a curated record. Gene Ontology annotation, biological process: cell adhesion mediated by integrin; cell-matrix adhesion; immune response. NCBI's taxonomy places the organism in Eukaryota, Metazoa, Chordata, Actinopteri, Lampriformes, Lampridae. Gene Ontology annotation, molecular function: polysaccharide binding; extracellular matrix binding; scavenger receptor activity. The coding region runs from base 64 to 1785 and encodes 573 amino acids.
AGUUGAUUGGCGGCACACAGGCUGACAUUAGCUUUCCACUAAGCUCACACGCAGUGAGACACCAUGAGACCUGGGCCCACCCUACUGCUGGCUCUGCUCGCCGUAGCCUUGGCCGAAGAUGAGUCCUGUAUGGGCAGAUGUGAGAAUGGCUUUGACUCUCAGAAGGAGUGCCAGUGUGACUCUAUGUGUAAAUACUACAAGAGCUGCUGCUAUGACUAUGAGAUCAUCUGUGACAUGAAGACACGUGGUGACACUUUUGGCCUAGCAGAAGAUGACGAUGAUCUGUUCAGCAACACUCCCUCACCAACUGGGAGUCCUGUGGGUGCAGAGUCCAAUCCUGUCAGCCGUAUACACCCCAUUCCCCCACGUCGCCCCUCCUCAAACCCCGCAACCCAGGUGAUGCCCACCUCACAGAGAGUCCCCACCACGCCGAAGGCCCCCGUUACACACCCCAAUCCCAUCACACAGGCAGCCCCUUUACCAACAACUGCUCCGACUGCAAAAGCCACCACUGAGAGUGUGAUCCCUACCACAUCAGCCCCCGACCCGGAUGGCGAAAUCUGCAGCGGCAGACCUUUUAACUCCUUCAUGCAGCUGAAAAAUGGCUCCAUCUACGCCUUCAGAGGGGAGUAUGUCUUUGAGCUGGGUCAGAAGUCAGUGAUGCCUGGUUAUCCAAAGUUGAUAAAGGACGUGUGGGGCAUCAGCGGACCUAUUGACGCCGCAUUUACUCGUGUCAACUGUCAGGGCAAGACCUACAUCUUUAAGGGGAACAAGUACUGGAGGUUUGAUGAUGGUGUGCUCGAUGACGACUAUCCGAGAGAUAUCAACGUGGGUUUUGACAAGAUUCCUGAUCAUGUGAGCGCAGCAUUUGCUCUCCCUGCCCCUAGCCACCAUGGCAAGGAGAAGGUCUACUUCUUCAAAGGGGAUCAGUAUUAUGUGUACGAGUUCUUGCACCAGCCUUCCCAUAAGGAAUGCAUCACCAUGUCCGAGAGAUCUCCUUCCACGCUUUUCAGGCGCUACACUAACAUGUACAACAUCAACUAUGAGCAGUUUUUCCACAACCUCUUCUCUGACAUGCCCAACCACCACAGUGGUCACCACUUUAUCAACAGGGACUGGAAAGGCAUCAGGUCACCAGUGGAUGCUGUUCUGGCUGGCAGAAUCUACGUCUCUGCCUUAACCCCUAUGCAACCCCUUAACUACCGGCCUGAUCAGCAACGGGGUCAACAACAAGGCCAACAGUGGGACCAGCAGUAUCAGCAAUAUGGACAGCAAUGGGACCAACAAUAUGGGCAGCAGUGGGACCAACAAUAUGGGCAGCAGUGGGACCAACAAUAUGGGCAGCAGAGGGGCCGCCGCAGGCAAAACCGUUCACCUUCCUGGGAGUCCAUUGCUGAACGGGGCAUGAGCAUGGGCCGGAGCUUCGCUGAGAGAGGGAUGGACAUGGGGCUGAGGCUGGCAGAGAAGAGGAUGGAAAUGGAGGAGGGGCUUGGCCGAGGCUGGGACAGGCAAGACUGGGAUCAGGACAGACGGAGAAAUGGUUACCGUCGAUACAAUGAUGACAAUUACGACUCCAGGAACAAUCAGCGCAGAGAUGACAGGACGUACUGGGAGUUCAUACACAGAAGCCAGCCCCUGCAGAGCAUCUACUUCUUCAAAGGAGAUAAGUACUAUAGAGUGGACCUGAGGACAAAGAGUGUUGACCCUGCCAUCCCCUCGUACCCCCGAUCCAUCGCCAAGUACUGGCUUGGCUGUUCAGACACUACUGGGGCAGAGAAGAAGUAGUUUCAUCACUCAAUUUUUAUGUAAUGUGUCAUAAUUAAUAAGGAAUAUGUUCUCAUGAUUAUGGACAAUGUGAAAUAGAGAUAACUGAUUGUUGAAUUAAGUGUGCAUUUCGUGGUUUGAUUCAUGAACGCUGGUGGUGUCUUUUGUUGAGCAGUUUAUUUUUUUCCCUUUCUGGCUUUGUAAAUCUGAAAUUCUGUGUAAAAUUUGAAUCUUUUUUUUAUAUAUUCCGAGAUGUAGUAGUACCACGAGAACAAAUGUCAUUUUCCUAACAGUGACAAACAGCGAACUUUUUAUCAAACUGAGCCCACCUGAGAUCAAUAGAGAUCCGUCAAUGGCUGUACACCAUAGUUGUGGGCCUUGGUAUGGUCAAAGUCCAGUUGGUUAAUAGCAUAUGUUAUGGACUUUGUCACGCUUAUCAGGGUGGCCAAGUGGUCUGAGAGACUGUGCCUCAAACUGACCCGGGAUCAAGACUAUAUAGAUAAAUUAACUGUCCUACUUUUUGCAAGACACUGAGAUAAGCAAAAAAGAAAAGUCAACAUCACAACCCUAUUGUUAAAAUGCACCAAAGCACACGGCUGCAUGAUAGGGUCGUACUGCCACUGCAGAUAUCCACGACCCAUAAAUAUAAAAUGGAGUUACAUUAAAAAAAAAAGAACGAACAAAGAACAAAUCUAAGUAAUAAUCCAGUGCCAUAAUUGCUUCUUCUUUUCUUUUUUUAAAGGAAAGGCUGUGAAUAUUGUCUAGUGAUACAAAAUUAAAAAAAAUCAGUCUGUGGUGUGUCUACCUGGAAAAUAAAAAAUGACGUAAUUGCUUAAUUGGUUGAUUAUAUAAUUCUGAAAUGGAGAGGCAGUGAAUGUUUUCUUUUAUACUGAAUAAAAUAAU